GUUCAACCGCAGCCUCACCAAGAGAAACACCAUGAAGUGGUCCGGAUCUCGCCCUGAAGGCCUCGACCUAUACCAAGAGAUCUUUGUUUUAAGGAGUGACAAUUCCGUGUUUACUCCCUCGCUACCUCAGAUGGCGACCGUGGAUGAAGAUUCACCAGUGGUGAAUCUUCCUGCCUCCCCGCCGCUUUCCCAAGACCUGCCCUGUGGCCACGGAGAUCCGACACCCCCGAUGGAGCAAGCCCUUGAGAGUCAGAGGGAAUCGGCCUCGGCACCCCCGUCGCCACCUGCGGACACGCAAGCCCUUGAGAGUCAGAGGGAAUCGGCCUCGGCACCCCCGUCGCCACCUGCGGACACGCAAGCCCUUGAGAGUCAGAGGGAAUCGGCCUCGGCACCCCCGUCGCCACCUGCGGACACCCUGCCAGACGAUGAGAGCGGCGCAGAUGAAAACGAUGGGUGGAUUCGCUUCGGUUUCAUCAAAGCGGUGAAAACUGUGCUGUAUCGCCUUUUGACCGCUGCGAUCAGACAAUACAUGCACGAAAUGUGUUACGGAAGCGUUAAUAACCGUCCUAGUCAAAAAGGGCAUGGACGCUUGAAGCUGCUUGAGAACGAGCUCUACGAACAUAACUACUAUGGUAUAUUGCGAGUACUUUAUAACGAACGUUUCAUGGAUGCAGUUCAACAGUUUCUAGCCGCUCGCAACAUCCAUCAUGACAACGAGGCUGUUAAUGCUGUCAUACAAGCGUAUCUGUAUGAAUUAACGAUGGUGAAGCGUGUAUUUAAUACAAUAUAUGGCGGGUAUGAUCGGCUGGUUGAAGAAAACUGUGAACUAAAAGAACAGCUUGAUGCCAUCACAGACUACUGGCGAGGGUCUUGAAACCAAUGCAUACAUGUUUUCUC
Messenger RNA from Fundulus heteroclitus (mummichog), 897 nucleotides. RefSeq names its product protein IQ-DOMAIN 14-like. The record is from RefSeq and is a predicted model, not a curated record. The transcript is spliced from 2 exons. Bases 32 to 874 code for a protein of 280 amino acids. NCBI's taxonomy places the organism in Eukaryota, Metazoa, Chordata, Actinopteri, Cyprinodontiformes, Fundulidae.